AUGGCCGACGCAACACCCGCGACUUCGGCUCCUCAGGCCACCACCUCCCCUGCUGCUGCUAUUCCGUCGCAGUCGCCAUACCCAACCACAUCGCAGAGCUCUGAUUCGACGCCAUCGACGACUGCAUCCGCUGCCCAGGCCCAGGCUCAAGCCGCCGCCGCUGUGGCCGUGGUCGGCAACCAGAAUGGCACAAACGGCAGCACCGGCGAGGAGUUCCCUUGUAUGUGGCAGGGCUGCAGUGAAAGGUGUACCAACCCUGAAGCACUUUAUGAACACGUCUGUGAGAGACAUGUUGGUCGCAAGUCGACCAACAAUUUGAAUUUAACUUGUCAAUGGGGAAACUGUCGCACGACAACUGUCAAGCGCGACCAUAUCACCUCACACAUCAGAGUGCAUGUUCCCUUGAAGCCGCAUAAGUGCGACCUCUGUGGCAAGGCCUUUAAGCGACCCCAGGAUCUGAAGAAGCACGUCAAAACUCACGCAGAUGACUCGGUGCUUAUCCGCUCCCCGGGGCCUGACUCGAGAGGCCAGGAUGCUCCCUUUGGCAUAGUCAGUAAUCCGAAAGGAUUUCCUGCUGGCGGUCAUUACUUCGAGCAAUCGCUAAACCCAGUUCAUGCCGCUCCAGGCUAUCAUCAGCCUCCUCAGUACUAUCAAGGACAACCGCACCCACAACCUAACCCAGCUUACGGAAAUGUGUACUACACUCUUAAUCAAGGCGAUAACCCAUCGGCUUAUGACUCGCGCAAGCGCAUUUUCGAGUCAGUGAACGAUUUCUUCGGCGAUACCAAACGCAGGCAGUUCGAUCCUACCUCAUACGCAGCUAUUGGACAACGCCUAGGUGGUUUGCAAGGAUUGCAGCUACCUAUGAGUACUGGCCCUACCCCCGAGUUUCACGGAAUGCAUGGAGCGGUCGGCGUAGCUCAUGGCGGUUACGGCCCAGCUUUGGCUGCUCCUGCCUACCAUUUACCCCCAAUGUCCAAUGCACGCACCAAGAAUGAUCUGAUCGAGUUGGACCGCAUGCUCGAUACCAUCCACACUACAGUUUAUGAGAACGACGAUCAUGUCGCGGCUGCAGGCAUUGCUCAACCUGGUGCUACAUACGUACCCCGAGCAAACUACGGAACUACACACCAAUCACCGCCUGUACAACUCCCGUCGAGCCACGCAGUGGCAGCAACUACCCAUACAUCGAAUGCCUCUAUCAUCGCCGCAAGCUCUCCAGGAAAUACCCCCGCUUUGACACCUUCUAGCACUGUAUCCUACGCUUCAGGACACUCGCCGAGCUCGUAUUCACAGCGUGUCACGCCGCCACAAGAAAUGGCCAUGUACCCGCGCCUGCCAUCAACAAGCGCUCAUGAUAUGGCCUCAAACUACGUGACCUCAGCCAAUGCUGCUACCCCUUCCACCCUGGGCAACAACGUUGACUAUAACGACCGUCGACGCUGGACCGGUGGUGUCCUAGAACGCAGCCGCCCUGACGAUUACCAAAAGAUAUCGGAGCUUGACGGAGUGGAUGAUCGCGAGCGCACUCCAACCGGAAAGGCCCACCCUGAAGAGGCCAAAGAAAACCAGAAGUUCCACAAUAGCCUCAUCGACCCUGCAUUACAGCAGGAGACUUCUUCUCCCAAUGCGGAAACCGCGAAGCGGACUGCACAGGCUGCUACCGAUGCUGCUAAGAAAUCAGAGGAGGAGUGGCUAGAGAACGUCAGAAUCCUCGAACAACUGCGUGCUUAUGUUAAGGACCGUCUCACUCGUGGAGAUUACGAGAGUGGAGAUCAUGCUGAGGCUAGUGAGAACCAGCGUCCUGCGUCCGAAGCGCGGUCAGACCAGAUGGAGGGUAUCGAACACACAUCUGCAGAAGAGACUGCCAAAUCUGCCGAGAGCUUGAUCAAGUCAGCAGGUAUAAACAAUACGACUGAAGAACAAGCGAAUGGCUUGUAUCCGGUACUAAAGGAAGUCGAGGAUGACGGGGACUCGAAAAUGGAGUAA
Talaromyces proteolyticus is the source of this 1989-nucleotide messenger RNA. RefSeq lists its product as uncharacterized. The transcript has 3 exons. Gene Ontology annotation, biological process: positive regulation of transcription by RNA polymerase II. Lineage: Eukaryota; Fungi; Ascomycota; Eurotiomycetes; Eurotiales; Trichocomaceae. Gene Ontology annotation, cellular component: nucleus. Bases 1 to 1989 code for a protein of 662 amino acids. The record is from RefSeq and is a predicted model, not a curated record.